GAUAAUUACAAAAUAGGUUGGUUUACAUAUGCUGAAAGUUCCUAGUUGAUUCGUCAGUUAGUUUGUUGAUCAAUUCCAAAUGAUUUCACUGUAUAUGAAUUUAUACCCUUUUCUGUAUUAGCUUUGUGACUUGUAUUUUCGGCAAGCAAUGUUUUGGUUUGUUUCUCUUCGAAAUUCGUUAUAUUCAGACUGCAAUUCUUAACUGAAAGUCUGAACCAAAUCAGGGCUGAAUAAAUCACAACUUUUAGGCUUAUACUGAACAAAUGGUACAUUUUGAAUCCCAGACAAAAUGACUGAUGAGAGUGUACAAGGUGAAAGAAACAGUCCAUGUUUUCCAAAUACUACUAACUCGGAGUCAAUUUAUUUUUUGCAGCUGCUUUUAUUUGUCUCAGUCGUCUUCCGACAAAAACAUUUUACCUUUUGAAGACAUGAAAAUCAAGAUAUUUCUCUUGUGCAAUAAAAUCUAACGCCUAAUGACUGAUGUCAGUUCAAGUUUAAUUCAUUGGAAUGAGAAAGAAAUUUUACCGAGGGGAAUUUUUCUUACUUCUUCUGGAUCCGGUGGAGAUCGUCUUCUCUUCUGGCAAUCUUCGUUAGCAAGUAAUCCUAGUAAAGUGUACGAUGUGAAAAAAGAUCAGUCUACAAAUGAUAAUCGCUGUUCAUCUAAUAUUGGUGCUUCUUUUAGUCAGGAAACUGAAUUAUCAAAAGAUCAUACAGCAUCUGUCUCAAGUCUAACAACACUGUUGACUACUCCUAGUCCCAAGAUAAAAAAUACAGCUAAUAUCAAUAAUCGAGGUCCUGUCAGUACUAGUGAAAAUCCGUUUGCACUCAGUUUAAUCUCAGAUCGUACAAUGUCAUGUAAUGAAAGCACUCUAGGCAACAGUCCUAUUUCCAGUGGGCUUAAUCCAAACUUUAUUGGUUCAUCAGUUGAUCGUACAUUGAAUAAUUGUCCAACUAUCUGUUCAAAUAUUACGCCUAGUCUGUGUAAUACUAGCACAAUGUCUUCAAAUAAUCCUGUCGGCAAUGUUACAACAAAUCUGUCUACCUCUAAUAUAGUUCUUGGUGGUAUUUAUUCAACAGACUCAUCAUUACAAGUUCCUUCGAGUGAAUCACCUUUAAUAAUUGGUAAUUUAGGAAUCUCGAAUAUCGAAGGUAUUCCUGCAAAUGUUCUGCUCAGCCUAUUACACCAACAAACGCAAGCACUUCAACGUAAAAUUUAUAUCAAGUUAGAAAACAGUAUAUUUGUUGGAGCUGCAUUCAACUUAUCUCCAUCGGAUACAGAAGGUAUUGGCCUCAGCGAAGACACUGAUGACUCGAAUACAAAGAGCUCUGAUGGUGAAUCACUUCGUACAACAACAGGUGGAGCUCAUACUAUGAUUAGUUUUACUGUUGGCUUUCUUAUGGAUUCAUCUGCACCACCUUCUGUAUUAUCCUAUCUUACUGAAUUAUCCAGAUUGAUUGGUUCCCAGAUAAGACGUGCAGAGUUAAUGUUCAAUUAUCUUAGAGAUCAAAGGGAUAUUAUCACUUCUACACUAGAGAAAUAUUCUUAUGUUGAUGCUAAUUCAUGGCCUAGCAGUUCUACAACAGAUCACAAUAUGAAUAAAUAUGGAUCAGAUAAUAUUAACACUAAUCGAUUGAAUCAAUCAUUCCCGAGUAAACGUCAUGUGAAGCUUUCUGAAGUGAUAAAUACUGAACGCGAAAAUAGCCUGUCAUCUCAACUGACAGAUCAUGAUUACAAUGAAAAUGUAAAUCAGUCAACUAAUGAAAAUAUUCCUGUGAAUAAAACCAACGAUAUGCAUGAUUAUAAUAAUGAUACGAGAAAUGAAACAACCACUAUGAAUCCGUUAGAACGAUUAGUUCAGAUAUCCUCUUUAUGCGCUGAACUUAAGAGUAUACUUGAUUCAAUUUGUAAAACUGGUCAUGUGAAUGUCAAGAUUAACAAGAUAUAUCCAGUCUGUUUUUGUCUUCCACACAAAGCUUACUGUUUAAAUAAUAGUGAUAAAAUAUCCAAGUUUAUGAUCGCUGUUCGACCAAUGGCUGUUUGGCGAGCAAUGGAUAAAAUACGACCGUAUCAUGCUUUAAUAUUAUUACUGCGUAAAGAUGUUCUACUCAAAGAUUUUCUACCAACUGAUAUUAAUCCUACGCUAAACGACUUCAUAAAUGAAUUAUCACCAACAGUUAGUCUGUGUAAUAUAGCUGAAAGAAUUCAUUCACAAACGCAUUGUUUAAAUUUAGCCUUAUGGUUAAUAUAUCGUGGUCAUGCAUUAAUUGUAUAUCCAAUUGUAGCCAAUAAUAUGUAUGUAUUGGCACCUCAUUCUAAAGCAUGGUUUACACCACAAUUGAUUGGUCAAUUUGCAACAUCCUUUCCAGAAGUCAAUUUAGCUGAGCUUUUAACAUCAUUUUCCACUACCUUUAUGCUGAAAGAUCACUUUCAUCCGUCUAUUGGUAUCGCGGAUAAUCUUCAUUAUGAUGCAGAUUCAGAGAAUAAUGCCAAUUGUUUUCGAAACAAGCCGUCUAAAACUUCAUGGACAAAUUUACCAUUAACACAAAAAAUCAAUCUAAUAGCUUGGCUUCUUCGACGUCGUCUUAUCAUCCAAAUUCAUAUUUACAUAUUCCCAACAUUUCUCUCCAGUGUAAAUCAAAUGAAUCGUUGCUUAAUGUCAGAAACAUUCCAAAUAAUUUAGAGAAUUUACAUAUAUCAUGCAAUGUCAACAACACAACCUACAGUAGCUGUAACAGUAGUAGUAGUAAUAGUAGCGAAUAUGACAGUGAUGAAAUCACCCCUGAAUAUAAAGACAAUGAGAAUGGUAAAAAUCCCUAUGUGGAUUCUACCAUCCCAGAUUUAGAUGAGUUGUGUAAAAUGAUUCCAAAGGAUGUCUUACAUGAAUUAACUGACAAUUUGCCUGUUGAAUCACGACAAUCAUUACUCCACUCUAUUUUAAGUCAUCCUGGAGCUGUUCAAAAUAUUCAACUGCUUAAAUUAUUCAGUAGAAUUUUACCACAUUUACCAGCACACAUCGAGGAAAUUAUGUUCAAGAGCAAGUUAGACGAUCUACACUGAUUGAAUGUAUUGAAAGAUUCUCUCCAUUCUUGGCGACUGCUAGACUUCCAGAUCCAGUGACUGCUUGUUUUGCUGGAAUACCGUGGCCUAAUUAAUUUUUCACUUCAUCUCUGUAUCUAUACAAAUUGUAAACAGGAUGAAAAGAUCAAGUUUUCAAUGCCUUUCUUUAAUCUACUUUCCAAAUGUUUGUUUUUCCUUCAACUAGAUUAUUAUUUUCACUUCGAUGUGUGUCUUAUAGAUAAUAAAUUGUUUCUACAGUAAUCAUAUAUUGAUGAUUAGAUUCAACUAGACGUUAAUACACAUAUCAUACUAAAAUUAUGUUUGUAACAGUAUUAUUCCAUGAGAAUAGAAGUGUUCUAACUUCCUUUAUUUGACUAGUUUAAAUAUGGAAAUGUGUUACUGUAUAAAUCAGUUGAAAACAAACUUUGAAUUUUCCCACAGCCCAAUAGUGGUGAUUAAUGCACUGACAAAAGAUACAAUUAUUACUUCUUUUUUUUUAUUGAUGAUGAUAUCUAUCGAAGCGGUUUACAUUUCGGCGUCGUAUUCAUUUCUGAAAAUUCAUUUGAUUACACUUGUGAUUUUUAUUUUAUCGUUGAUUAUGAGUUUAUUGUUUGGUGAAGAGGUCGCAGUUAUGUAGUUUGUGUGUGUGUGUGUGUGUCAUUUUUCAAUCACGUCUUUUGUACAUAGAUAAUUUCAUGUUAUUAUUAGAUAAUGUGUACAAAUGAAUUCAUUCAUUUUUAAUUCCUAUGUCUUUACUUUUCGUGGACAAUUACCAUACUUCAUGAAUAAUCCUCAAAACAGACAGCAAUAAAACAGUAAGACAAGUAGUUCAACGAAAAGGCUGUUUUCGUCGAAUUCAUUUUAUUUGGCUGUACAAUAGCAUUUAUAAACAACUUCUCGCGAAAGAGGAUAAUAACAAAAGUCAUGAAUUGUUAUCAUCAUAGUUUUUAAUCGUCGUCUCUGGCGUAGACGUGAUAUCCGACUAACGACCAAAGGGCGGAUGUACUGCUCAUCAGUCCGCUCCG
Molecule: messenger RNA, 4083 nt
Organism: Trichobilharzia regenti
Lineage: Eukaryota; Metazoa; Platyhelminthes; Trematoda; Strigeidida; Schistosomatidae
Source: the annotation of a GenBank genome assembly